AUGUCGGUCUGGAAUCCAGAUAAUAUCCGCGAUGUUGCCGAAUCCGUCGGCAUCACAAACCUCAACCACGAUGUGACCGAGAAUCUUGCCCGCGAUGUUGAAUACCGGGUCGCCCAGGUCCUUGAGGAAGCACUGAAAUCGAUGCGCCACGCGAAACGCACCGUCCUCACCACCCAGGACAUAUCUCUUGCUUUACGGAAUCUGGAUGUCGAGCCCCUAUACGGAUAUGAGUCUCUUCGGCCCCUCCGCUUCGGCGAGGCAUCACUCGGUCCCGGUCAACCGUUAUUCUAUGUUGAAGACGAGGAAGUGGAUUUCGAGAAGCUUAUCAAUGCGCCUUUGCCUAAGGUGCCGCGAGAAGUCUCCUUCACUGGUCACUGGCUGGCCGUGGAAGGCGUGCAGCCCUCCAUCUCCCAAAAUCCUACGGCAUCCGACUCCCGCAACCUCGAGCUGGCAUCGAAGGGACCUAACGCCAACUCUACACUGGCUGCGAUGAGCGGCUCUGGUGACGUGUCUGUCAAGCCGCUGGUGAAACACGUGUUGUCCAAGGAAUUGCAGCUCUACUUUGAGAAAGUCUGCAGCGCCGUCUUGGACGAGAAUAGCGAGGAAUUUCGCACGUCUGGGUAUUCCAGUCUGCGUGAAGAUCCCGGUCUUCACCAAUUGGUGCCAUACUUUAUCCAGUUCAUAGCCGAAAAGGUCACGCAUAGUCUUAAGGAUAUCUUUGUGUUGACACAGGUCAUGCACAUGGCCGAAGCCUUGGUUCAGAACCAGUCACUCUACGUAGACCCUUAUAUCGCCUCCCUUGUCCCCUCCAUCUUGACUUGUCUCAUCGGUCGGCAGCUCGGUGGCGCAGCUGACCUGGCCGAGCAGUUUGCGCUACGUGACCUCGCAGCAACUUUGCUCGGUCUGAUUGCCAAAAAGUACUCUCACUCCUCCCAUAUGCUCAAGCCUCGACUGGUACGAUCUUGCCUCAAGGCUUUCCUCGAUCCAUCCAAACCAUUUGGGGCGCACUACGGAGCUGUUAUCGGAAUGCAGUCGGUGGGUGGUUCGGAGGUGGUGCGUGUGCUCAUCAUCCCCAAUCUCAGCGACUAUUCGAAAUUGCUCAGUGAUGGAAUCGAUGAUUCUGCUCGACGACCUGCCGCUGAACGAGUGUUGAAUGCGUUGGUGGCCGUUCUGGCAUCGCUCCGGGAUAGUCAAGGGUUGUUGGCCAAUGGCCACCCGGCGGCAGUGACGGAGGAAUUGCGGUCAAAGUUAACCGACAAGGUGGGGGAUCUGAUCGCAACUCGCAUUGCCGAGGCCAACGAGGUUCAGCUAGCCCAUAUAAUCCUGGAAGCCUAG
Penicillium waksmanii is the source of this 1335-nucleotide messenger RNA. RefSeq names its product TATA-binding protein-associated factor TAF6. The coding region runs from base 1 to 1335 and encodes 444 amino acids. Gene Ontology annotation, molecular function: protein heterodimerization activity; RNA polymerase II general transcription initiation factor activity; transcription coactivator activity. The record is from RefSeq and is a predicted model, not a curated record. NCBI's taxonomy places the organism in Eukaryota, Fungi, Ascomycota, Eurotiomycetes, Eurotiales, Aspergillaceae. The transcript has 3 exons. Gene Ontology annotation, biological process: transcription initiation at RNA polymerase II promoter; RNA polymerase II preinitiation complex assembly. Gene Ontology annotation, cellular component: SAGA complex; SLIK (SAGA-like) complex; transcription factor TFIID complex.